Spinacia oleracea (spinach) is the source of this 896-nucleotide messenger RNA. RefSeq names its product protein REPRESSOR OF SILENCING 3-like. NCBI's taxonomy places the organism in Eukaryota, Viridiplantae, Streptophyta, Magnoliopsida, Caryophyllales, Amaranthaceae. The transcript has 2 exons. The record is from RefSeq and is a predicted model, not a curated record. The coding region runs from base 412 to 804 and encodes 130 amino acids.
GGUUUCCCUCUUUCUCUCUUCAGAUUUUCGAUUUCAUGGUUUAUGAUGGAAUGAUGUUAAUAUGGCAAUUUUAAUUUAAGUAUAGCUAAGUGAAGUGAAAUUUGAGUAGAAUUUGAUCAUCAAUUUGCUAGAAUCGAUCGAAUUUGGAGGUUGAAUUUCCGUAAUUGGGUUUGAGAGGAGAGAGAAAGAGGUUAAAGAAAUUGGGGAUUUUUAACAUUUCUUGUUAACAUUGAUAUCAUGUGACAUUGAAGGUUGGUUGAAGGUUGAUUAGGCGGAGAAAACAUAGUUUUAUGAGCACUUUGCUUACUCUUUGUCUCCUCAUUUUCGUCAAAGCUUAUGCUGCUCAUCUCAAGCGCUCCAGCAAGGUUCCUUCAGGUGUGAAGAACAUUGUCUGUCAAAGAAGAACUUGAAAUGGUCAACAACUUUGUGCCUGAAAUCUUGGAUGUCCAAUCAUCCCAGUCAAAGGAGAUUAGAGAGGGACUUGAAACAUUGUCUGUUAACAAAGAACUUGAAAGGCUCAGCAACUCUAUGCCUGAAAACGUGGUGGACCAAUCAUCCCAGUCGAAGGACAUUAGAGAGGAGCUUCAGGGAGCUCAGCCAGCCGGACCAAGUGCAAGUUCAGAUAAAGAAACUAAAGGCAGUUCUUGGCUGCAAAAAUCUCCGUGGACUCAGCUUGUGGCCGGUGGAAAGAGUAGCUCCUUUAGCAUUUCACAGAAAUUACCUAGAGAUCUACUUGAGAAGCAACAGUUAAACAAAUCAAGUGAUAGUGGCACUUCAAAUGGUUUUUUUAGUAGCUGCUAUUGAAGUUUAGGGUGCUGAUACUCGCAUCCCAAUCUGAAUUGCAUAAUCUUUUGAUUGCUAUGUAUAUUCUACAUUGUGUGUUUUUAUUUUUGUAA